Molecule: messenger RNA, 306 nt
Organism: Botrytis deweyae
Lineage: Eukaryota; Fungi; Ascomycota; Leotiomycetes; Helotiales; Sclerotiniaceae
Exons: 2
Coding region: 1-306 (101 amino acids)
Source: RefSeq, a predicted model, not a curated record
AUGGCUGUUGAUGUCUACGAGGACGAUUGCGAACUUGUCAACAUCACUCAUACAAACGCAAACAAGAUAUUCUCUGGACCUGAGAUACAUACUUCUACUCCCAGUUCAAUGCGUCAAUGCAAUUUACCUGCUGCUAUAUUCCGUUCUCAAUUAGUAAAUUCAAACUCUGUCAAGCUUUUCUUUGCCCCUCCUGUUUGCUUACUUCAGUCCAAAUUUGACCUGAAAUCAACCCAAUUCGGUCCAAACUUUAUUGUUCAACCAGCUGUCCGUCCCCUGAAAUUCGGUACGUUCGGAGGUUAUCAAUAA